Racocetra persica is the source of this 130-nucleotide messenger RNA. The record is from the annotation of a GenBank genome assembly. NCBI's taxonomy places the organism in Eukaryota, Fungi, Glomeromycota, Glomeromycetes, Diversisporales, Gigasporaceae.
GCAUUACGCGUUUGGCGUUGUUUUGGUUGCUGAUUGGACUGUCGAUCUGGUAGUUAGUUUAAAGUCAGGUGAUUGGUUGAUCUUGCUAUCAGGAGUCAACCGUAGUACUUCAAUGUCAGGUCAAUUAUGA